UCAGAGAAGCCGUAGUGGUAUCUAUGUUUAACAUUCUGUUCUUUUUCGCUCUUCGGAAACUUCUGCAUCUCAAAUUUCUAUACUUCUCUGAGCCAAACUCUGUUUCUCUUGCUCCCUACAUUUCUCAGCAUUCUAAAAGAAAAAAAUUAUCUAUUUUGGCUUUCUGAAAUGCUGGCGUCUCAAUUGUGUUCUGAAUAUUGCCACUGCUCAACCUUACUUGCAAAGUCCUCUCGUCCGCUUGAAUCUUUGAAGUCUGGAGACUCAGACGAGGAACCGAAUGAGAGAAAAAAGUUAAGACGGAUGAGCAUUUCUAAAGCAAAUAAGGGAAACACACCAUGGAACAAAGACAGGAAGCACGGUGCUGUGGAUAAGGGAGGGAACAAGACUUGCAAUGCAGAAUCCGUCAAAAUGAAGUUGGUUAACCUUGGACAUGCUCAGAGCUCAAAAGGUAGGAAGCCAACGCCUGGUACGCAGUCCAAGCAGAUUCCUUCAAAGAUGAAAUCUAGUGAUAUAAACUAUUCUUCUACUAGUGAGACUAUAAUCCCAAUUGAACGGUUAAGGUUACAAAGAAGAAAUAAACCACUUUAUAGGGAUCCUAUGGCAAGUUCCAAACUUGAGAUGUUAAAGAACAUCAGAGCAAAAAGAGUAGGAGAAGAAUCCAAGAAAACUGAAGCUGUUGAACGAGCAAGACUUUUAAUUGUUGAAGCUGAGAAGGCUGUGAAAGCCCCUGAAGUUGCUGCAGUUAAGAGCCCUGUUGUUCGAGCUUCCCUCAUUGAAAGCAGAAAGCUUAUAGCAGAAGCAAUUCAAUUAAUUGAAUCGAUAGAGAGAUGAGAUGAGAAUGGUGG
Messenger RNA from Durio zibethinus, 845 nucleotides. The record is from RefSeq and is a predicted model, not a curated record. NCBI's taxonomy places the organism in Eukaryota, Viridiplantae, Streptophyta, Magnoliopsida, Malvales, Malvaceae.